Messenger RNA from Dioscorea cayenensis subsp. rotundata (Guinea yam), 1255 nucleotides. RefSeq names its product rho GTPase-activating protein gacII-like. NCBI's taxonomy places the organism in Eukaryota, Viridiplantae, Streptophyta, Magnoliopsida, Dioscoreales, Dioscoreaceae. The transcript has a single exon. Bases 14 to 973 code for a protein of 319 amino acids. The record is from RefSeq and is a predicted model, not a curated record.
UAUAUAUAUAUAUAUGUUCUCCAUGGAUCACUCAUGCAACAGUGGAAGUCUCCAAUCCUCAAGUGGUUGUGAAGAAGACUAUGUCUCUUCCAAACCUAAUUCACUCUCCAACUUCUUCAACUCUUGUCUUCAACCUCCUCCUCCUCCCCCUCCUCCUCCACCUCCUCCUUCUUCUUCCUUCUUUGAUGCCUUUCCAACCUACUUAGACUCUUCCUUCCCCACUCCUUUACCUGAUCAUAAUCAUAAUCAUAAUCAUCAACACCAUCAUCAUGAUCAUAUGGACUUUAUUAAUAUAAGUUCUUCAAGAGCUACAACAAGUACUACUAGUAGUCAAAUAUCAUCAUCAUCUUCUUCUCUACAGCAUCAGGGAAUCUCUUCUGUGUCUCGGCCGAAGAUUUCUAAGAAGAGAACAAGAGCUUCGAGACGUGCACCGACGACUGUUCUCACCACCGACACCAGCAAUUUCCGUGCAAUGGUUCAAGAGUUCACCGGAAUUCCCACAGCUUCUUUCAUGCCUUACAGCACUCUCCCUCCUCCUCGUUUUGAUCUUCUCCACUCUGUCCCUCCUUAUCUUUUAAGGCCAUUUGCUCAAAAGGUAGUUCAUUCUUCUUCUCAUUUAGCUCCUCCUGCUCCUCCUGCUCCUGCUCCUCCUGCUCCUAUUGAUGUUAUUAGUUCAUUAGCUUCAAUUCAUAGUACUAGUAAUAUUGCAAACACUAGUGCAACUGCUGCAACAUGUUCAAAUAGUAAUAUUGCUGCUAGGACAAACACUAGUCUUGGGCUUAACAUGCAAUCACAAAACCCUAUUCUAUCAUUCCAAUCCAUGCAAGAUCACCAGCAGCAUGCAAAUAUUUCAGCUGCUCAGUUGAAUUCAAGGCCAUUGGAUUUUGAUUGGCAGAAAGGUGGCCAAAGUGAGCAUCAGACUGAAGAGAGAGGUGGUAGUGGAAUAGAUUCUUGGGUUCUUUCUUCUGAUUAAAUGAAAACAAUUAAGAAGAAGAUGAUGAUGUUGAUGAUGAUGAUGAUGAACUAGCUUUAUAUAUCUCUGGUUCUAAUACUACUGUGGGGCUUUGUAUUUACAUCACUUUCUUAGGUUUCUUUCUAUAUAUAUAUAUAUACAUCUCAUAUCUAUAGCUUAGUGUUAUUAUGAAGAUCUUAUAAAUAGUUCACUUUAUAGAUAUGUUUAUGCCGGAGUGAUUGGUGGCUGAUAUCAUGGGGAAUUGUUUAGUUAUUUUCUUUCUUUCUUUCUUUCUUUCUUUCU